AUGGCUUCAACUUCCUCCACACCCAUAUCAAUCUCCUCAUCAAGCCUUAUUGAUGCCAAGGCUUCUCGCCAAUCAGCUGUUGCAUCACCACAGUGUGUGAGCCUCCCUACGCUCCUCCCUCCUGUCCAGCAUCAAAACCGCCCCUGGAAAGCCACUGCUUAUUGUCGAAAGAUAGCUCGCAAUGUUAUGACUAUGGCUACAGGAGAGGCUCCAGCAGAGGUUGCUUCAACUGAGCUUCCAGAGAUUGCCAAGACAGUUCAAGAAGCUUGGGAUAAAGUUGACGACAAGUAUGCAGUGAGUUCUCUUGUGGUAGCUGGUGCCAUUGCACUUUGGGGCUCGGCUGGGUUGAUCUCGGCAAUUGACAGGCUUCCUUUGAUUCCUGGCGUUCUUGAGCUUGUUGGAAUUGGCUACACUGGAUGGUUUGCAUACAAGAACCUGGUUUUCAAACCUGACAGGUAA
Molecule: messenger RNA, 459 nt
Organism: Dovyalis caffra
Lineage: Eukaryota; Viridiplantae; Streptophyta; Magnoliopsida; Malpighiales; Salicaceae
Source: the annotation of a GenBank genome assembly